Molecule: messenger RNA, 2090 nt
Organism: Rosa rugosa (rugosa rose)
Lineage: Eukaryota; Viridiplantae; Streptophyta; Magnoliopsida; Rosales; Rosaceae
Product: asparagine synthetase [glutamine-hydrolyzing] 2-like
Exons: 13
Coding region: 491-1822 (443 amino acids)
Cellular component (GO): cytosol
Molecular function (GO): asparagine synthase (glutamine-hydrolyzing) activity
Source: RefSeq, a predicted model, not a curated record
UAUUGAAUCAAGAAUGACGAACUCAAGAAGCAUCUCAACCCGUUUAUCAAAAACGCGAAGAACCCGACAAGACCCGUUAGUUUCCCCUCUUCCGGCAGCUUCCCUGUGGAAAAUGGUUUAGAUUGACAGUCGAAAGAAGACUUCGACACCUGGGAGGAGGAGAUUCGGAUUUCAAAAGCUUUGAGUUUUUUUUUCCGGUGAAUGUUCUGCAAAUUCCAGCGACUCCGGUUGAAAUCGAUGCUGUAUGGAAAACGAUCCUCUCGUCGUGCUCGACGUCUUUCUCUAAUUGGUUUUCAAAUUUGGUUAAGUUUGGAAAAAUGGGGAUCAGCCACUCUACAACGAGGACGAGACCGUCAUUGUCACGGUUAAUGGUGAGAUAUAUAACCACAAGCAGUUGAGAGAAACAUUGAAGGGUCAUCGAUUCCGAACUGGCAGUGACUGUGAAGUGAUAGCGCAUCUUUACGAGGAACAUGGGGAAGAAUUUGUUGACAUGCUGGACGGGAUGUUCUCCUUUGUCCUCCUUGAUACAAGAGACAACACUUUCAUGGCGGCUCGAGAUGCUAUUGGCAUUACCCCACUUUACAUGGGUUGGGGUCUUGAUGGAUCAAUUUGGUUUGCUUCAGGAAUGAAAGCUAUAAGUGAUGAUUGUGAAAGAUUCAUAUCUUUUCCUCCUGGGCAUCUAUACUCUAGCAAACAAGGAGGGCUGAGAAGGUGGUACAAUCCAGAAUGGUUUUUGGAGAAGAUACCAUCAUCUCCUUAUGAUCCCAUUGUUUUACGCGAGGCUUUUGAGAAGGCUGUGUUAAAGAGACUUAUGACAGAUGUACCAUUCGGUGUUCUUUUGUCCGGAGGAUUGGACUCGUCACUCGUUGCUGCUGUGGCUUGUCGCUAUUUGGCUAAAUCAGAAGCUGCACGUCAGUGGGGGUCACAAUUACAUACCUUUUGCGUUGGCUUAGAGGAAGGCAUAGAUGCACUUGAAGAAGUUAUCUACCAUAUUGAGACAUAUGAUGUGACCACUGUCAGAGCCAGCACUCCAAUGUUUCUUAUGUCUCGUAAGAUAAAAUCUCUGGGAGUAAAAAUGGUCCUUUCUGGUGAAGGUUCAGAUGAAAUCUUUGGUGGCUACUUGUAUUUCCACAAGGCACCAAGCAAGGAGGAGUUUCACCAAGAAACAUGCCAGAAGAUUAAAGCUCUUCACCUGUACGACUGUCUGAGGGCCAACAAAUCGACUUCAGCUUGGGGUGUUGAGGCUCGAGUACCGUUUCUUGACAAAGAAUUCAUCAAGACUGCGAUGGACAUUGAUCCAGAAUGGAAAAUGAUCAGGCCUGAUCUUGGGAGAAUUGAGAAGUGGGUCUUGCGCAAAGCAUUUGAUGAUGAUCAGAAGCCAUAUUUACCAAAGCACAUCUUGUAUAGGCAGAAGGAGCAGUUUAGUGAUGGUGUCGGUUACAGCUGGAUUGACGGCUUGAAAGAUCAUGCCAACAAACAAGUAACGGAUUCAAUGCUGAUGAACGCAAGCUUUGUCUACCCUGAAAACACUCCGACUACAAAAGAAGGAUACUACUAUAGGACUAUCUUUGAGAAAUAUUUUCCAAAGAAUGCUGCGAGAUCGACAGUUCCCGGUGGUCCAAGUGUGGCAUGCAGCACAGCAAAAGCUGUGGAGUGGGAUGCGGAAUGGUCCAAGAACCCUGAUCCAUCUGGUCGUGCUGCAGUUGGUGUACAUGCAGCUGCGUAUGAGGAAUCCAAAGAUGUGAAGACUGGAAGUCUUGUGAGUGACUCUCCACAGAAACUUGUAAAAGGGGUUGCAGAGAAAGUGGCUGCAGUAGUUUGAGUGGGAUGAAAAAGAUGAGACCAGAAGGCCUUGUAAGGAAUCCGUCACGACUGUUAGUAGUUUAUAUAACUAGGAAGGCCUUGCUAUUGUCUCUUAGAUGAGACCAGACUAGUUGAUGCUUAUAUUUUCUGUCUGUAAUUUUCUUUGACCACGACAAGAUUAUGUUUUCGGUUUGACAUGUAUGCAAUUUAGAUAGGUUUCUAUGUGUAUUUUGUUUCUUAAAUCCUUCAUCUAGAGAAUGCAGUUCUGAUUUUCCAUUUUUUUCUUA